CUUCAAUAACAAUCAAUUGUCAGGUUUAAGUUGGCAGAAGAGAAGGGAUAUGCCUGAACCUAGGGCAGGAACACCCCUUAAUGAGAAAUAAGGGGUUGUCUAGUGUUUGUGGCGUUAAAAUUGAACCAGUGGUUAAAUUUAGAAACUAAUUGUUUUAAGCAUGUCUGAGUCUUGUUCCCAUCUGUCCACUCACGUUUUAUGAGCUUCUCACAGUGUUAGAGCAGAAAAAUGAGGCGUUCUCUUGUUUCCAUUCAGAGGACGAUUUGUAGCGAUGGUUACAUGGGGGCGUCAUUGUUUUUUCUUGAAUGGGCUCCUACAUUGUGAACAAUAUAAUUAGCUGUUGUCUCAAGGAGGAAGUGUGGUUAGUUGUUUUCCUCAUACAGCUGUAACCAUGAAGUGAAAAAUGUUAAGAUUUAUGUGGAAUAUUGUACAUGUUUCACCAACAUAACAGUAUUUCUGGUACAUCUGUUGGACUUUCAUGUCGUCUGAAAAAUAAUUGACCUACAAAGUAUAAUUAAAUAUCAAGAAAGUGGGAUUUUCUUUCACCACAAUGACAUAACUGGUUAUAAGUCGUCACCUUUAGUAGAUGGUGGGCGAGUUAAUACUUAUUUAUUUGCUUCCUUUGACGUAAACAAAAUGACAGAAGUUAUUCUUAAACUCUUCGAGACAAAUGGCUCUAAAUGAUGGUGCAAGAAGGCGUGAUCAUGCUGGUGGUGUCUGAAAUAUGUUUUGGUUUUUGUCAUCCACACAUCACAUUCCUUGUAAAUGUUUAUUAUGUGGCUUUGAGGCAGGUCCUGAACGGACACUUGAUGGUAUAAAAACUGAAUCCCUAAACUAAAACAUCAGCUUCAGCUCUGCCACAGGGAGGACUAAUACUCAGAUGAUGGAUGUAGAUGGAGGAACUGCAGUCUUCAGUGAUGCUUAGAGAGACCCAAAACUUGUUUAUCAGUUGAAAAGUUAUUAUUUGACAGUGUAAUGGAAAAAGACCCACACUGGAAAAUGGAAUAUAGGCUGGAGUUAAUGUUGCUUCUUGUUCUGUUGACACCAGCUUCAUCCGUUGCCCUGAGCAGAGAAGAAUUUACAGAAGCGGUGGUAUAUUUAAGGCAGUAUGACUAUCUGCACAUCCCACUGGACAGUGAAGGCCAAAACCAUCCACCUGAGGAGAUAGCGGAAGCCCUAAGAAUCUUUCAGAAAGUGACAAACCUGCAAAUAUCAGGUAAACUAGAUUCAGCCACUCUGGCGAUGAUGAACAAACCUCGAUGUGGACUACAGGACUCUUUCAAUAACAGAUCUCUUAAAUAUCGAGUCCUGGGUUACUGGCGCAAGAAGAUGCUGACCUAUCGCAUCUAUAAUUACACCCCUGACUUGGGUCAAGGAAAGACCCGUUUGGCAAUCCAGAGUGCAUUCAAGUACUGGAGCGAUGUGUCACCUUUAAAGUUCAAGGAGUUGCAGCAAGGAAGAGCAGACAUCAAAAUCUCCUUUCACAGAAAAGACAAGACGUGUCCAGUUCCCUUUGACGGACGAGGCCAUGUUUUGGCUCACGCUGAUGCCCCCGAGUCAGGCAUUGUGCAUUUCGACAACGAUGAAGUGUGGACAGAGGGGAAGAGCUCCGGCUCCAACCUGAGGAUUGUUGCAGCCCACGAGAUUGGCCACGCUCUAGGCCUGGGCCACUCACAAUACUACAGCGCACUGAUGGGACCUGUUUACAACGGAUAUCGCUCCGACUUCAAACUACAUCCAGAUGACAUCCAAGGGAUCCAGGCUUUAUACGGAAAGCCAGAGAAGACUCCUCCAUCCAGAAAUCCAAGUCAGUUAUUGCCAGGAGUUAUUCCAGAUCCUUGCAAGGCCUCUGUGGAUGCAAUAAUGUUGGGUCCUUUGCGUAAGACAUAUGUCUUCAGUGGUCAGUAUGUGUGGACGUUGUCCAGCUCUGGCUACAACACUCCCAUCUUAAUCUCUGCACUGUGGAAGGAGCUGCCAGGGAGCCUCAAUGCAGCUGUUCACUCUCAGCGGACCAGCAAGUCCUAUUUUCUGAAAGAAGACAAAGUAUGGAGAUACACUGGCUUUAAACUUGACCAAGGUUUCCCCAAACGCUUGGCCAAUAUCCCGGCUGAUAUUGACUCAGCCUUGUACUUCAAUAAGAACAAACAACUUGUCUUUUUCAAAGGCUCUGGAUACUGGCAGUGGGAUGAAAUUGGUACGACAGACUUCAGUUCAUAUCCCAAACCUAUUGGAAAACUCUUCCACGGGGCACCUAGCAACCCUAAUGCUGCAUUCACAUGGACAAACGGACAUAUAUACUUGUUUAAAGGCACACAGUACUGGCGUGUAAACCAGAACCACCAAGCAGUGGAGAAGGCCUACCCUCUGAACACGGCCACGCACUGGAUGCAGUGUGACGACUGAGCCACCAGAGGCCACCGGGGAUUCAACACAAACGUCGUCCUGCACAAUGAUUCAGUAUAAGAACUGGGGGGGGG
Sander lucioperca (pikeperch) is the source of this 2477-nucleotide messenger RNA. RefSeq names its product matrix metalloproteinase-19-like. Gene Ontology annotation, biological process: extracellular matrix organization; collagen catabolic process; proteolysis. The record is from RefSeq and is a predicted model, not a curated record. The transcript is spliced from 9 exons. The coding region runs from base 976 to 2403 and encodes 475 amino acids. Gene Ontology annotation, cellular component: extracellular matrix. Lineage: Eukaryota; Metazoa; Chordata; Actinopteri; Perciformes; Percidae. Gene Ontology annotation, molecular function: metalloendopeptidase activity; zinc ion binding.